CCCAAUGGAAUGAAUGGGCUAUAAAUAACGGCCAAUGGGAGUGCGGGCUUGCACUCUAUAUAAAAGACGCACGGCGGGGCAGCUGGAGCUUCACUCCCUUUCGGGCGGUGUAGUACGCCGAGCGCCGCGGAGGUUCUUGCUGUAGCUGCGAAGCCCGCGUGACUGCGGUAGGGUCAGCCAUGCCCUUCUCAAACAGCCACAACCUCCUGAAGAUGAAGUACAAGCCUGAGGAGGAGUACCCUGACCUGAAAGCUCACAACAAUCACAUGGCUAAGGUGCUGACCCCGGACCUGUACAAGAAAUUGAGGGAUAAACAGACUCCCAGUGGAUUUACCCUGGAUGAUUGUAUCCAGACUGGGGUUGACAACCCAGGCCAUCCCUUCAUAAUGACAGUAGGAUGUGUGGCUGGUGAUGAAGAAUCCUAUGAAGUGUUCAAGGAGCUCUUUGAUCCAGUUAUUGAAGACAGGCAUGGUGGCUACAAACCAAGUGAUCAGCACAAGACUGACCUGAAUGCUGAUAACCUGCAGGGAGGUGAUGACCUGGAUGCCAAUUACGUGCUCAGUUCCCGUGUCAGAACUGGCAGGAGCAUCCGUGGGUUCUGCCUUCCCCCGCACUGCAGUCGAGGAGAGAGGCGGGCGAUCGAGAAGCUCUCUGUUGAAGCUCUGGGUAGUCUGGACGGUGAUCUCAAGGGGAAGUACUAUGCUCUGAGGAACAUGACUGAUGCAGAGCAGCAGCAGCUGAUUGAUGACCACUUCUUGUUUGACAAGCCAGUUUCUCCUCUUCUGUUGGCAUCUGGGAUGGCACGAGACUGGCCUGAUGCCAGGGGUAUCUGGCACAAUGAUAACAAGACUUUCCUUGUUUGGAUCAAUGAGGAGGAUCACCUUAGAGUUAUUUCCAUGCAGAAAGGUGGCAACAUGAAGGAAGUAUUCAGCCGCUUCUGUACUGGACUAACAAAGAUAGAAAGUCUCUUCAAGGCCAAAAACUAUGAGUUCAUGUGGAAUCCACACUUGGGCUACAUCCUGACCUGCCCAUCCAACCUUGGAACAGGGCUCCGUGCUGGUGUGCACAUCAAGCUCCCACACCUUGGGAAACAUGAGAAAUUUGGGGAAGUCCUCAAGAGACUUCGGCUGCAGAAACGAGGCACAGGUGGUGUGGACACAGCUGCUGUUGGAGGAGUGUUUGAUGUCUCCAAUGCUGAUCGUCUCGGCUUCUCUGAGGUGGAGCUGGUGCAGAUGGUGGUCGAUGGAGUGAAGCUUCUCAUUGAAAUGGAGAAACGCCUUGAAAAAGGCCAGUCCAUUGAUGACCUCAUGCCAGCUCAGAAAUAAAGCACUUUAUUCUCAUGCUUCCUAACUUAUUGGAUGAAUAAUAAAAUGUCACUCCAAUUCAAACCCUUGGGGUCAGAGCCCACUUAGUUACACUGUAGAGAAGUCUUCCAUCCAUCUGUGUUAGAGUUUAUUUUUUUGAUGGUUGAGAUGUUGCUGAAAAUGAAAUAAACUGUUGUUUGGCCUGAGA
Molecule: messenger RNA, 1512 nt
Organism: Serinus canaria (Common canary)
Lineage: Eukaryota; Metazoa; Chordata; Aves; Passeriformes; Fringillidae
Gene: CKB
Product: creatine kinase B
Exons: 8
Coding region: 180-1325 (381 amino acids)
Biological process (GO): phosphocreatine biosynthetic process
Molecular function (GO): creatine kinase activity
Source: RefSeq, a predicted model, not a curated record